Molecule: messenger RNA, 936 nt
Organism: Cetraspora pellucida
Lineage: Eukaryota; Fungi; Glomeromycota; Glomeromycetes; Diversisporales; Gigasporaceae
Source: the annotation of a GenBank genome assembly
AUGGGGAAUCAAUGCGUUAUUGUAAUAAUGUUAAUAAUUUUAAUAAUUUUAACGACUUGUUCGUUAGUUCUUUCAUUUCCUUUUGAAGAAAUAUGCCCAAGACAAGCACCUAUAAUUUUACCUGCUACAUGCCCAAUUCAAACCGAUACUUGCCCUGCAGAAUGCCCAGUAAUUGAACCAGCUACUUGCCCAAUUCAAACCGAUACUUGCCCUGUAGAAUGCCCAGUAAUUGAACCAGCUACUUGCCCGAUUUGUCCAGUAGGAUGCCCUAUACCAAAAAUAGUCACAGGAUCAUGUUUAUCUAAUAAUGAAUUUCAAUCAAGUUUUGGAGAAUUACAUGGUUUAGAAGAACUUGAUGAACAAGAGCAACAAAUUGAAAGACUCGGGCAAAAUGAAAAUAGUUUUACAGCAAUUCUUCGUCGAGAACCUUUACUUGUAGAUAUGGCUGAUGGUAUGGAAUCAAAUCAAAUGUAUGGAAGUAGCAACGAACAAAAUUUUGGUAGUUCUUGUGACAUACAGGAAGAAGAUCAAGGUAUGAAAGGACAACAAUCGAAUUUCAUACAUGCAGGUACACCUAUAAAUACAGUAGAUAAAGAAAUAAUCAAGAAUCGGUUAGGAGCGGGAUGUGGACCAGUUCAAGAAAAUAUGGUAGUAGAACCAAUUGAAGAAUUAUUAAAACGAAGGAGAAUAAGAAAGGUUUACUUAAUGAGACGACAAAUAAUCGAGCCUCCUUGCAUGUGCACCGAAAAAAUUGAGCCUCUUUGCAUGUAUACAGAACAAAUUGAGCCUCCUUGUAUGUACACAGAAAAUUGUAAUUUAGAACAUAAUGAAGGAAAAGCUCAUGGGUAUCAAGAAGAUUAUGAAGACAUGUCAGGAUGUCAGACUGAAGGAUUCUCCAAUUGUAAUUCAGAAACAGGAUUAACGUUUGGGUCGUAA